Cygnus olor (mute swan) is the source of this 4465-nucleotide messenger RNA. It is a transcript of the gene GPATCH11, whose product is annotated as G-patch domain containing 11. The transcript is spliced from 8 exons. Bases 257 to 1036 code for a protein of 259 amino acids. The record is from RefSeq and is a predicted model, not a curated record. Lineage: Eukaryota; Metazoa; Chordata; Aves; Anseriformes; Anatidae. Gene Ontology annotation, cellular component: kinetochore. Gene Ontology annotation, molecular function: nucleic acid binding.
AAGGGGCGGCCGCACGCAGGCGCCGGGUCGAGGUGUUUGUGUGGGUGCCAGGGGCGGUGCUGAGGGGCUGCGGGGCUCCCUCAGCUCCCUACCGGGCAGCGGUGGGGUUGAGAGGUGGUUGGGGAAGCAGGGCGCGAAGGGAGGCAGCCCGAGGCUGAAACAGGCGCGAGGCUUUCGUCUGAGAACGGGUGCUGCCUUCCAUGGGCUGCAAGCGCUGCUUAUAGUGCCUGGAGGAAAGGGGCUGAGCAGGGCAUGCAUGCUAACCAUGGGGGAGGAUGAAGAGGAAGAUUACAUGUCUGACUUGUUUAUUAAACAGGAUGUGAGGCCAGGCUUGCCCAUGGUGCGCCGGGUGAAAGAGGCUAUUCAGAAGGAAGAAAAGCAAAAAGAAGCCAACGAGAGAAACAGACAGAAGAGCGUAAAAGAAGAAGAGAAAGAGCGGCGUGACUUGGUGUUGAAGAGUGCGUUGGGCAAUGAGAACAAAGGCUUUGCUCUGCUGCAGAAGAUGGGCUACAAGAGUGGCCAGGCCCUUGGCAAAAGUGGAGAAGGCAUUGUUGAACCUAUUCCUCUGAACAUAAAAACAGGCAGAAGCGGGCUUGGUCAUGAGGAAUUCAAAAAGCGAAAAGCUGAAGAAAAACUAGAAAACUAUAGACAAAAACUCCAUAUGAAAAAACAAGCAAAUGAACAAGCUGCAGAUCAAUUCAGAGUAAGGUUCAAAAACAAACAAGAAGAACGUAAGAUGGAAGGAGACCUUCGAAAAAGCCAGAGGGCCUGCCAGCAAUUAGAUAUGCAAAAAGAUAUUGAUGUUCCCAAGGAGACUUGGUAUUGGCUAGAGCCUGAAGAAGAAGACAAGAAGGAUGAAGAAGACAAAGAUGAUGAAUGCACAAGCUCAGACUUAAGUGUAUCAGAAAAGCUACAACUCCUGACUGCAUAUUUAAGAGAAGAACACUUUUAUUGCAUUUGGUGUGGAACGACCUAUGAAGAUUCUGAAGAUUUGUCUUCAAAUUGCCCUGGAGACAGUGCUGCAGAUCAUGACUAAAGCCUUUCUAAAGAAAGGAGUUCUAGAUAAGUAUGUAUAGUUGAUAUACUCUGACAAUUUUUUUUAAAAGGUUCAUUGCUGUACCAGAUUUCAUACCAAUGUAUGCAGAAGAAUCAUAAAGUUGACAGGUUAAACUGCACAUUUUUGAAGCAUUCUAUGUUUUUUCUGCUUGUUGCACAAUUUAUUAGGAAAUAAAACUGCAUUAUUGUGAGUUACUGUAACUUGAAGGCAGGUAAGAAUUCCACAGUCUUUGAUUAUGCUCUGAUUUAAAAAGAUCGUUUGAAUAAGGGUAUAAAUAUUGACUUGUUACUCUGUUAUACAGGAUGCUAAACAGGUGUGUGUGUGGGGUCAUCUUUAUUGGAUGACUACACAUCAGAGUGUUUUUUCCUUACUAUCUCAGAGCUCACGGAGGGGGGAGCUUUUGAAAUGUUACAGUGGCAUUAUUUAAUAUAUGUAAAAGGUGCAUAUUCACCGGAUCAUGGGACAUAUUCAUUUUAAAGAUAUAUUUAUAAAUAAUCUUAGUAGACUUUUUAUCCUUAGGGAAUGACAACUGCUCCUGUAAACGUCCUCUAAUAGAAAGUUACUAUUAAAGUAUACAAGUACUGCAAAAAAAAAAAAAAAUCAAAAAUUACUGUGACAAGCUAAAUAAUACCUAACAGUAAGAAAGGAAUCAUCGAACGGCUCAGGUUGGAAGGCACCUUAAAGGUCUCAUUCCAACCCCCAUGCCAUGGGCAGGGAUGCCACCCACUAGAUCAGGUUGCCCAGGGCCCCAUCGAACCUGGCCUUGAACGCCUCCAGGGAUGGGGCAUCCACAACCUCUUUGGGCAACCUGUGCCAGUGCCUCACCACCCUCUGAGUGAACAAUUUCCUCCUAAACCUCUAAUCUAAAUCUCCCCCCUUUUAGUUUAAAACCAUUCCCCUUUUUCCUUUUUCAUCUGAUUGAGGAAAAAAAGUUGCUCUCCAGCUUUUUUGUAAGCCUCCUGUAAGUACCAAAAAGUUGCAAUAGGGUCACCGCAGAGUAAUGGUGAGUAGUGGUGGUACAAGUGCUCUGUGCAAGAACUGCACAGGUUUCAGCUGAAACUUGUCACAUGUUAAUUUUCAUAUUGUAAGGGUAAGUUUAUGGGUGAAAGGGAAGUGGAACUAGUGGUAUUUUUGUCUGUUGGGAUAUAAUUUCUCCUAGACCUUGAGUACUGCAAAAAACUAUGCAUUAGUCCAAAACAAUUGAAUGCUUUAUUUAUGAACAAUAACAUUCAUUAUAAGGGAAAAAAAAAAAUCAGUUCUUAGAAAAGGACAUAAAAUCAGACUGUUAUUUAGCACCACUUACAGGGGAUCAGCAAUAGAUUUCCAUAAGAGUAUAAAAAUGACUAUGUAUUCUUUGAUAUUAUUCUUUUUAACCAAACACCCACCUUUAACCUGUUUAACAUUUUAGAAAAAUCCUAUUAUACUUUAUCUUUACUACACAUCAUCACGUCAUACUUAUUUUCCUGCUUAGAAUCUCUGUGCAUAUGCCUUUAUGGAGUUCCACAGGAGUGAGCUGUAUCUUUUCAAACAAUUCAAAGAUGGGAAUCGGAAGGACUAAUUUGCCCAUCUUUUUUUCCCUGCACAAUUCUUCCUAUUCUAUCACAGCUGUAAUCUUUGAAGUAUGUAACCAAAUAGUAACAGGCAAUCUGCUGUUACCUUUUGCAGAGCUGAUGGUAAGUCCACCAGAGGUGUUCAGGACACCUGUUAUCAGUUACAUAUGCCUCAGUACUACAAUAAGCGAUUAAAACCCAGCAGUAUGGGGGAGAGGAUGUUUAAAGUGCUUUCGACAAAGUAUUUAAAAUGGUUACUAUUGAGAAAACUCUGGAGACUUAGCGUACCCCAACUUUGUUUCAGAAAACAAAAAAGUGCUGAGGGUUUCAAAAGUUUAGGAUAAAUCUCUUUCAACUAGAUUUCCUAGAAGCUAGAUGCUUAACAUUUAAAACAUUUACAUUCUCAAGGAAAACCUACUUUAAAAGAGUAUUUAAAUUUUAGCACACUAAAGGUGCUAGAUGUGUCUGUGGAUAUAGUGAGAAGAAAAUUCAUUUUGAAGACCUGAAAUUCAGUAAGGAAUAAACCCCACUGCUUUCUACUAUUCUUCCGACCGAAAUCGAUCUUUCCAAUUCAGCACAUUACCUGCUCUGGUCUAAAGGGGUGGGGGGGAGUCUAGUAAUUAAUAUAAAGAUCACUAUGAAAAAACAGAAAGGUUUGAUUCAUGUGCCACAAGACAGCGCUUCAUCCACUUCAACUGAUAACAGAUUGAGCAUGUGUUAAGAGCACACACAUAGGGAGUUGCCACAGGCCAGUUAUCACAUCAACAGUCUUAUGGGAGACAAGGACUAGGUUCCUGUGCUUAUUGUAUAAUAUAGUUCAGCUCAUACCUAACCUGUGUUUCCACAUAAAAAUUGCAAGCAAUUAUUUGCAGAUGGUUGCUGUUCUGAUCUGCAGCCAGUGGGAGUGAACGGUGAUGUGACCAUUUUGGCCAGCAAGCUCCUCAAUGGCAGGAAGGCUAAACACCAUGGAAAAGACAUGUCCUAAGUCUUGCUCUUGCUUCUGAUAUAUUUAUGGAAUUUCAUAAGUUUGAAUCAAACUGGAUUUAAGCAUGAUCUGGAAGACUUUUAAAAUGGCGUUUACUGAGUAUGAGCUUUAAGUGAGUUGUCUUUAUCAACACUCUUCAAAAGCUCAAGUAUUUCAGAUGCACGGGGCCUUUUUGAGGCGUCCUUUGAAAGCAUCCUUCUGAUUAUGGGUACCUGCAAAAAGAAAUUAAAAUUGAGUUAUUUUUUUAAUGAGUAAAUAAAGAAACUAACUGAAAUAAUGUAUUCUAAUACUAUACCUGUGUUUUAAAUCGCUCAGUGAAGUCCUCUGGAAAUUUACUUUCUCUUACAUCAUGCCAUACCUGAAAUUCAUAUGAGAUAAACAGUUUCAGUAUGCUUUUAUUCAUUAUAUUUUGCAUCUCGUUUCACAACCCAUAUAAUUUACAGAAGUAAUUAGGAGAAUAAAAAUCUACAAAAAAGGUAAGGCUGCAAAAAGAAACUACAGAAGUUUGAAAAAUUCUCAUUUAGUUGAACUUUAUUUUGUUUUUAUGGUCUUUUUUUAUAAACUGUUGUCCCUUUUUAAGCUUAAAAGCUUCACAAAAUACAAUGAUGUGUUUGUUUCGGCAAACCUCUCUACUUAAUAACCAUUAUCCUUCUGUCCUCAAAUAAUAAUAAUUUAAAAAGCAAACAAUACAUGUUGUGAGAAGGCUUAUUUUCUGACAACAUGUGGAUGUUAUUUCUGAGCCAAGCAGGUGUGCUUCCUCUCUUUUACCUUGUUCAGUGCUACAAAAUUAUUUUUAUGUCACUGCAGAAAAUGCUAGGUGGAGUUCAAAGCAACUAACAGUGAGGAUUUCUAAAUAAAUGCUUUCAGAAACUG